This is a messenger RNA of Eucalyptus grandis, 1166 nucleotides long. RefSeq names its product protein ACCELERATED CELL DEATH 6-like. Lineage: Eukaryota; Viridiplantae; Streptophyta; Magnoliopsida; Myrtales; Myrtaceae. Gene Ontology annotation, molecular function: protein binding. The transcript has 2 exons. Bases 81 to 1166 code for a protein of 361 amino acids. The record is from RefSeq and is a predicted model, not a curated record.
ACUUAGCAGCUCACCUGAAUCACGCCUGGGUAUUCGAAUUCUUACGACCAGAAACUGAAUAUUUGACCCGAGAACCGGACAUGAAUGGAGAUCUCCCCAUUCAUAUUGCAAGCAAGAUGGGUUAUGUUGAACAUAUCGAGAAGCUAAGGAAAGUAUCACUUUUGCCAAAUAGGCAAGGGCAAAACAUUCUUCAUAUCGCCGCAAAAUAUGGUAGAGUCUCCGUAGUGAGAUAUAUACUCAGCGAUCCAAUUCUAGGGAUGCUGUUAAAUGCAAUAGAUGAUGAUGGAAAUACAGCUUUGCACUUGGCUGCGAUGCAUUCACAGCCCGUUGCUUUGAUUGUUCAUUUGCAGACUGACGGAAUUCUACCAAGUGUUUUCAACAACGAAUGCUUGCUCGCUGUUGACAUUGCUCGACGACGACACCAGGCAGAGGGGUAUAACAUUCGGCUUCAAUUGGCAUGCCUGGCGUUGGCUUGCUCGCUCGCGGGAAAAGGUCCACUUGGAAACCAAGAGUUACUCCUACUUAGAGCGAAAGCUCGAGAUGAAGAGUUAUCAGUAGUCCGCUCGCGCAAAAGCAUGCCGAGCAGGGACAUCGUCAAGGAUUACAUCAAUUCCCGUAUGGUGGUGGCAACGCUUGUGGCCACAGUGAGUUUCGCAGCUGGUUUUGCAGUUCCUGGAGGAUUUAACAGCUCGGACACAGCCUCCAAAGAUGACCGGGGCAUGGCUACGAUGCUGGACAACAGAAUGUUCCAGUCUUUCGCGAUUUGCAACACCAUUGCCAUGCUCUGCUCAACGACUGUGGUCGUCAGCCUCAUCUGGGCGCAGGAACUUAAAGUCGACGUCGCGGUCACUGCAUUUGAGCGCACAACACUACCACUACAAAUUGCACUCCCGGAGAUGGUCACCGCUUUCUUAACUGGUGUCACCUUGACCCUUGGCAAACUCCCGUGGCUUGGUAACACCAUUUUUUAUUUGGGACUCGUUUUCCUCAUUAUCACAUUUGCUAAAUUGUUAGAGAAGCCUCUCAUCUUUAAAAUCCUCGGUCAUCCUUUCCGUCAACUAACAUUCUGGCUUAUUCUCGCCUACAUUUAUUUGUGGAGAGUUGAGACGUACAUUUAUGAUGACAAUGACGGGAAAGAUAACAAGGAACAACAAGACCGUCGCUAG